Molecule: messenger RNA, 3042 nt
Organism: Rana temporaria (common frog)
Lineage: Eukaryota; Metazoa; Chordata; Amphibia; Anura; Ranidae
Gene: USP21
Product: ubiquitin specific peptidase 21
Exons: 13
Coding region: 181-2058 (625 amino acids)
Biological process (GO): protein deubiquitination
Cellular component (GO): cytoplasm
Molecular function (GO): cysteine-type deubiquitinase activity
Source: RefSeq, a predicted model, not a curated record
GUGCUCGGGAUGGCUCCCUAACCAUGCGAAGUGCGGGCGGGGGGGAAGCCGAGUCCGCCAUGUUGGCUCCUGGCAGGAGACGGUUUACUAACACACGGUGACUAUGGACAACCGCCGUACAUGUGAGAGCAGAGCGGAGCCGCCCGUCACCGGACAGCCGUCCCCCUCCCGGUGUGCAGCAUGACCCGCACCCCCAGCCCCGGGGGACCCCGCCCCAUCAGGUCCACAAUGCCGCAGGUCUGCGAAACCAGAUUUGGGCGGGGCCGCGACUCCUUGCCGAUCACCUCCCAACCUUCCACCGCCGGCAAAAUCCUCACCUCUCUCCGUACCGUCAGCCAAGAACGAACGGCCGUCUCCGGCACGGUUUUCAGCAACGGCUUCCCGAAACGGCGGCCCCUGCCCCCGCCUCCGGUGCUGGAGGAGAAGAUCAAGGUGGAGCGCGGACGCAGCACUCAGAGGGCGGAGUCCUCCAGCAGGAAGGGGCCGCUGAAGGCCGACCACUUGCUGGCAGUCGGCAGCAGCGGCGCUCCCGCCAUUAAACCGCCGUCUCAGCCUCUCGCGUCCAGGACGGGAAGUCUGUCCAGGUCCAAAUCGGUGAGCUAUGGAGACCUGAGCUCCGCCGGAAGCAAAGUGGAGGAGAUCAGCAGAGGACUGUCCCGGGUGACGCUCAGGCAGCGGAGCGCCUCCUCCAGUAGGAAGCCGCCGUUGGACCCCGCCGUGCUGAAAAGGAGCAGCUCGCUGAAGAGGCUGAAUUCCUUACCGGCGGUGGAGGCGCCGCGCAAACCUAGCUCCGUCUCCGUGACGCCAGUACGGGCAAGCGCUGCAACCAAACCGGCACGGCAAGAGACAGAGGACAGGAAAGACUCUCAUCAGGCCCGACCGGCCUGCAGCUCGCCGACUACAGAGACGCCGACCGCCAAUGGUACGAAGACGCAGGAGAGGCGACCGUCAUCAUCGACACCGGUACAUGUGCCAGAGCCUCCUCGGGUUCCCGUCCUCGGAUCCGGCCAUGUUGGGCUGCGGAAUUUGGGCAACACGUGUUUCCUGAGCGCCGUCCUGCAGUGUCUGAGCCGAACCAAACCGCUCCGGGAUUACAUCCUGCGCCAGGAAUAUCGCCAUGAGCAACACACAACCUGCCGGACACAGCAGGAGCUCACUGAAGCCUUCGCUGAUGUCAUCGCCUCCUUGUGGAGCCCGGAGGCUCCGGAGGCAGCGAACCCAUCCCGUCUACGAGCCGUCUUCCAAAAAUACGUCCCGUCCUUUAAUGGAUACAGCCAGCAGGACGCUCAGGAAUUCCUCAAGUUCUUCAUGGACCGGAUCCACGUGGAGAUCAACAGGAAGUGCAGGAAAACUCCCAGCAUCCUCUCUGAUGCCAAGCGGCCCGUGUCCCUGGAGCCUCAGGACUCCCUCAAUGACGAGGAACGAGCCAAUCUGAUGUGGAAGAGAUAUCUGGAGAGGGAGGACAGCAAAGUUGUAGAUCUCUUUGUGGGUCAGCUGAAGAGUUGCCUUAAGUGCCAAUCGUGUGGCUACCGAUCACCGACCUUCGAGGUGUUCUGUGAUCUCUCCCUCCCCAUCCCCAAGAAAGGUUUCAGUGGCGGGAAGAUCUCCCUAUAUGACUGUUUCAGCCUGUUCACCAAGGAGGAGGAGCUAAAUUCAGAGAACGCCCCCAUCUGCGAUCGAUGCCGGCAGAAGACCAAAAGCACAAAGAAGCUCACAAUCCAGCGCUUCCCCCGAAUACUCGUCUUGCACCUCAACCGCUUCUCCACCACGCGCUUUUCAAUCAAGAAGAGUUUGGUGUCUGUGGAGUUCCCCGUCCACCGGCUCAACCUGAAGGACUUCGCCAGCGAGAAGGCCGGGAGCCCCGUGUAUAACCUCUACGCCCUCUGCAACCACUCGGGCAGCGUCUACUACGGCCACUACACCGCCUACUGCAAGGACCCGUCCGGCUGGUACUCCUACAACGACUCCAGGGUGACGCCCAUCAGCGAGAGCCUGGUGCAGUCCAGCGAGGCCUACGUCCUGUUUUAUGAACUAGAAGACUCCUGUCCGAAGAAGUGACUGGUAGGGGACAACCCCCGAGGUAUCACCUGACCCCGCCCCUCCACCGCCUCCUUCCCGGGAGGGGUCAGCAUUGCACUAGCAGAAGGACUUUAGCAAUAAAACGGUCCCAGCGAGUUGGUUUAACAACUUUCGACUGGACCAAAGACUUGAUUUUUUUUUUUGGUUUAUUUUAUAAGAGACGUCCGUUGUUCUGGGCCGCCGCGGCCCGCCACGCACAAGGUCACCGGAGUCCGGCUUCAAAGGUCAAAGACAGGUCAUCUGCGCUCAAAACUAAAACUUUAUCGGCAAAGCUGUUGAGGUCACUGAAGAGAACCUGUUAUUGUUUUGGCUUCUGUCACCGGAGAUGGGAGGAGCUUGUAAUAUGAAGAUUAGCUGGUGUGUUAUACCUGGAAAAAUGUGUCGGGGCCCACCCACUUUCAAGGUCACUGGGAGUCAUCCUGUCUGAGCCCGCCCACCUUUAAGGUCACUGCCAGUCAUACUGUCUGAGCCCGCCCACCUCUAAGGUCACUGGGAGUUGGUCAUACUGUCUGGGCCCGCACACCUUUCACUGGGAGUCAUACUGUCUGGACCCACCCGCCUUUGAGGUCACUGGGAGUCAUACUGUCUGAGCCCGCCCACCUCUAAGGUCACUGGGAGUCAUACUGUCUGGGCCCACCCACCUUUAAGGUCACUGGGAGUUGGUCAUAUUGUCUGGGCCCGCACACCUUUCACUGGGAGUCAUACUGUCUGGACCCACCCACCUUUGAGGUCACUGGGAGUCAUACUGUCUGAGCCCGCCCACCUCUAAGGUCACUGGGAGUCAUACUGUCUGGGCCCGCCCACCUUUAAGGUCACUGGGAGUUGGUCAUACUGUCUGGGCCCGCACACCUUUCACUGGGAGUCAUAGUGUCUGGACCCACCCACCUUUGAGGUCACUGGGAGUCAUACUGUCUGAGCCCGCCCACCUCUAAGGUCACUGGGAGGCAUACUGUCUGGACCCAC